UUUCCAAAAUGGCGGCUUCCAUGAAUAUGGUGAAAUGUGUGUCAUCACAUUUAUGAUCAAACUGGUUUAUGCUUAUAAGAGCAUUUAUUAGGAAGCCAUGGAUGGCAACAGCAACCCCAAAAGAAAAGGAAAAUCGGCCAAAACUCGUCGGGAAACAGCGGUUCAGGGCACAAACGAUCACAGCAUUGUCAGCAAGUGUUCAAUGGCGGUAGCAGGUUAUUUUCAAGACGAUUUCCUCAAAUUCUUUGUGGCUAAAACAUCAAGAAGAGCUCCCCUGAUCCACAGGGGCUAUUACAUUCGAGCAAAGACUGUGAGCUAUAUUGUGAAUGAAUUCCUUCAGCGUCAUGGUUCAACAGCUAAGCAGAUUGUCUCCCUUGGAUCUGGAUUUGAUUCUGCAUAUUUCCGACUGAAAUCAGCUGGCCAGCUUCAGAACACAAUAUAUAUUGAGAUUGAUUUCCCAGAGGUUGUAAAACGAAAAAAUGCAAUUAUCAAGAAUACCCGUGAGCUGAGUGAACUGCUUGGUGAAGAGCAGACUCUACAGGCAACGUCUCCUCAUAUAGAGAUGAACCGGUCUGACUACAAGAUGCUGGGGGUCGACCUGACCCAGCUGAACACCCUGGAAGCAGCUCUGCGCCUGUGCCAGGUGGACUUCGACGCCCCCACUCUUCUGCUGUCUGAAGUUGUCCUCACAUACAUGACCCGCAGAUGUUCCUCGGCUGUUGUGAAGUGGGCAGCAGAGACAUUUUCAGACAGCGCCUUCCUGCUUUAUGAACAGAUAAAUCCAAAUGAUCCAUUUGGUUUGUUCAUGCAGAACCACUACAAAGUUAUUGGCUCUCCCCUAAAGUCCAUCAACGCCUUCCCAACACUGACGUCACAGAUGGACAGAUUUGUAUCACUGGGCUGGAACUGGUGUGAAGCGUAUGACAUGAACCAGUUUUACAAGGACCUGGUGGGGCAGACAGAGAAGCUGUUCAUCAACAGCCUGGAGCCUUUCGACGAGUAUGAAGAGAUGCACCUCAAGUGUUCCCACUACUUUGUACUGUGUGCCUACUCCACUCCUAGAGAUGGCCUGCUACAGGAAAACAGAAUCAUGCACGUUUCAGCUGACGAUUCGAACUCCAAGCCCAAACCAGAUAAUGUUCCUGAGUUGGUGAAAGUUCUCCCGUCGGUAGAAGUCUCCACAGCAGAAACCAGUUCCAUCAAGAGAUUCAGUCACACCAGUUCCAAGUUGGGUGAACAGUUCAUCGUAACAGUCGGAGGAUUUGGAGAACAAGAUGGCCGCCACCAGCGGAUCUCCGAAGUCAACAUGACGGACAUAGAGACGAUGAAUGGCUACUCUGUCAAGGCGAAUGAUGAUACUCUAGAAAUGGCUCGAAUGCAUCACAGCUUGGACGUCUUGGAAGACGGAACUCUGGUUCUGUUCGGUGGCCGAAUCUCUCCAUUUCGUCUGUGCUCACAGCUUAUUAAGCUCAAACUGAACGCAACGAAGAAGGAUUCGCAUGUAACAAAUUCAAGUUCGAAUGAAACUGAAACGGGUGUUUUGUCAAAUACACAAACUGAUUUAGCUUCCAAUUUAGCUGCCUGUGAUAUUGAUAUUAAAAACGCUUGUUCAAGAGCAAGUGUACAGAAAGCUAGCUGUGAUAUAUCUGAUGGUGCAUGUGUUACAGUAAAUACAAAUUCACAACCAACAACUGUACCACAUCUAAAUAUUCAAGAAAAUUCAGAUAUAAAUGCUGACAAUGAACAACAAAGUUUGACAGACAAAAUGUCUGUAAGUGAUUCUGUCAAUCAUAAAAAGAGUAAAAAGGCUGUUCGUCCAAGGAUAAAGGGGGGUAACUCUAAGAAUGAUAAAUCUGAGAUACAAAAGGGAGAUAACUCAUGUAAGGACUGGAGUUUUGACAUGGAGUCCAGUGUGCUGGAACAGACAGGAGAUGUGCCUUGCCUUAGAUGGAGACACGCCACAACCAGAGUCGCUGUCAAAGGUGAGGAGAUGGUGUUGCUGUAUGGGGGCCGGAACUCCACAGAUGCUGCCCUCCGAGACUGCUACUUGUUAAAUCCUAGGACGGGAGUCUGGAAACAGCUGGACUGUGGAGGCGAGAGCCCUGGGCAUCGUCAAUCCCACACCCUGACAUCCUGGGGGGACAAGGUCAUCCUGUACGGGGGGUUGAAUGAGUUCCUCCUCCCCUACAACACUGUGUACUGUCUGGAUCUCCCCACCCUCACCUGGAAGAGAGUCCCGGUCAUCGGAGCCCUCCAGCCAAGGUAUUCCCACACAUGUCAUGUGACAGACAACAUGUUGGUUGUGAUUGGUGGAGUCAAUCUAUCCCAUGGUAUUCCUGGAGUGGCCCUGCUCGAUCUCCACACAGGGAAGUGUGUGGAGUAUGACCUGCCAACUGCACAGAAGGACAACCUGAAGAUGUUCCACAAGCACUCCAGCGUCAGCACAGCUGAUGGUCAGUUUCUCAUCUUCGGAGGCGGGGGAAACUGUUUCUCCUUCGGCUCGCAUCUCAACGUCUCUCCGUUUCUCCUGGAUAUUAGUCUGUGUAUGCAACACUUUGUGCAGAAUGGCUGACCGGAAGCACUACAGUGAAAUCUGUCCAAACAUUGAAUUCAGCGGGCAUUUGCAGAAGAUUACACUUUCACAUGAAUUUGGAUUCAUCAUAUUCAUGACUGAGAGAAGGUCGUAGAGACUGAUCAUGGUCAGGUCUGAUAGAGAAUCUAUAGGCUAUCAACAUUAGUUUUUCAAACAAACAAAUGUCUUGGAACUAAGAGUUUGGCUUGGGAAAAAUGGAUUUUUUUUAAAUGGUCACGAAAAUGGAAGUUUUAAACAAUGGUCAUAGAAAUUUUUAGUAACGGUCAUGGAAAGUUGAAUUUCUCAGUAACACUCAUUGAAAAUGGAAAUUUUAAUAAAAGUCAUGGAAAGUCUGUCUUCUUUCUACCUUUGCAAAAGCACGAGUUCAAAUUCUAAAAGUCUUUUAAACCCUUCUUAUUCAACAAUUAGCAUUUUUAAUCGGAAGCUGAAAAGUUACCUGGCCCAAUUAUUUUUAGAAGUCGCCAAAAACAAUGUACUUAUAGUUCAGUGUGUCAUAAUUUAUCACAACCGUAUAUCUUGUAAGUGUCGAAUGCAGCUAUAUUGUCAUUUUAUUAGUAUGGAUGCCCCAGCUUCUGAGGCAGCACAAUUCACUGUCCAGAGUUAUGUCCCUUAGACGUGCCAGAAUCCUGCAAUCUUGAGUUCAAAUCACAGAUUGUGAAAAGUAAGUCUCACUAAUUGCAUUAUAUGGUAUUCAAACUACAAAUUGUUAAAUGUUACUUGGUAUUUGUGUGUAUUCUGUAUAUGUGCAGUUGUGAUGAAAUACAUCUCAUUAUCUACAAUUUAUGAUGAAGUGAAGAUGAACUAUGUAUGAAUAAUUAAACACCAUUUUAAUGCA
Messenger RNA from Haliotis rufescens (red abalone), 3428 nucleotides. RefSeq names its product tRNA wybutosine-synthesizing protein 4-like. The record is from RefSeq and is a predicted model, not a curated record. Gene Ontology annotation, molecular function: protein binding; tRNA methyltransferase activity. The transcript is spliced from 16 exons. Gene Ontology annotation, biological process: wybutosine biosynthetic process; tRNA methylation. Lineage: Eukaryota; Metazoa; Mollusca; Gastropoda; Lepetellida; Haliotidae. The coding region runs from base 98 to 2572 and encodes 824 amino acids.